Molecule: messenger RNA, 1734 nt
Organism: Eremothecium cymbalariae DBVPG#7215
Lineage: Eukaryota; Fungi; Ascomycota; Saccharomycetes; Saccharomycetales; Saccharomycetaceae
Gene: BRF1
Product: transcription factor TFIIIB subunit BRF1
Exons: 1
Coding region: 1-1734 (577 amino acids)
Biological process (GO): transcription by RNA polymerase III; transcription preinitiation complex assembly; DNA-templated transcription initiation
Cellular component (GO): nucleus; transcription preinitiation complex; transcription factor TFIIIB complex
Molecular function (GO): RNA polymerase III type 3 promoter sequence-specific DNA binding; RNA polymerase III general transcription initiation factor activity; TBP-class protein binding
Source: RefSeq, a predicted model, not a curated record
AUGCCGAAGUGUAAAAAUUGUGGGCAUACGGAAUUCGAGCGCGAUCUUUCGAAUGCUAAUAAUGAUUUAGUGUGCAAGUCAUGUGGUGUGGUUUCAGAAGAUAAUCCGAUUGUGUCGGAGGUUACAUUUGGAGAGACCAGUUCAGGAGCGGCGGUUGUGCAGGGCUCGUUUAUUGGAGCAGGGCAAGCACAUGCAGCUUUUGGAGUGCGAGGAGGUACUAGCGCAUUGGAAUCACGUGAGGCUACUUUGAACAAUGCUAGAAGAAAGUUACGAGCAGUGUCGCAUGCUUUGCAGAUACCUGAGUAUGUUACGGAUGCUGCGUUUCAGUGGUAUAAGCUAGCUUUGGCUUAUAAUUUUGUCCAAGGGAGGAGGUCGCAGAAUGUAAUAGCUUCCUGUUUGUACGUUGCUUGUAGAAAAGAAAAGACUCAUCAUAUGCUGAUCGAUUUUUCUUCACGUUUACAGGUGAGUGUUUAUUCAAUUGGAGCCACGUUUUUAAAACUAGUCAAAGCUUUGCAUAUCACCGACUUACCUCUAGCGGAUCCUUCUUUGUUUAUUCAACAUUUUGCUGAGAAAUUAGACUUGGGUGAUAAAAAGAUCAAGGUGGUAAAAGAUGCGGUAAAGUUAGCUCAACGAAUGUCUAAAGACUGGAUGUACGAAGGUCGGCGCCCUGCUGGAAUAGCGGGAGCAUGUCUCUUGCUAGCAUGUAGGAUGAAUAACUUACGGAGAACACAUUCUGAGAUUGUUGCGGUGUCUCAUGUUGCAGAAGAAACUCUACAACAGCGGUUAAAUGAAUUUAAAAAUACGAAUUCGGGUAAAUUAUCUAUAAAACAGUUCCGUGACGUUGAUGAGGACGAUCAAGCUUUACAAGAGGGAAGUAAGCCACCUAGUUUUCAACGUAAUAGAAUAAAAGAAAAGAAGCUGAAGGAACGAAUACAAACAGAUCAUAUGGAGGCAGAUGAUGAAGCCCUCUCUAAAAACCCAAUUCUUUCUCAAGUUCUUGGGGAACAGCAGUUAUCAUCUCGGGAGGUAUUGUACUAUCUUAAGCAAAUUUCUGACCGUCGUGAGCAGGCGCUGAUAAAACUGAGGUCAACGGAAAAUGGUUCGGAUGGGGAGAACUUGAAGAACUCCUUCAAAGAACAUGACAGGGAGAAGAGGUUACAUGCAGAUAUGGUUGAAGGAAAAGAAGAAUUACAGUUGACUGAAGUAGGCACAGAUGCUGUUUCGGGAAAGAACUUUCAAGAUGACAUCGAUGGCUACUCUCUUGAGAAGGACCCAUACAGACCGAGAAAUUUACAUUUGUUACCAACCACAAGAACACUAUUAUCAAAAGUCAGCGAUGAUCCAGAAAAUUUAGAAGAUGUCGAUGACGAUGAAUUGAACGCUCAUAUCCUCGACGAAGAAGCGUUCAGACUGAAAGAGCGUAUCUGGAUUGGGAUUAACGGUGAAUAUUUAUUGGAACAAGAAUCCAAGAGAUUGAAACAAGAAGCUGACUUAGCGUCGGGGAAUACAUCAUUAAAGAAGAGAAGAGGAGGUAAACAAAAACGGAAUAAACCGCCAAUUAUUCGUGACUUACCUCCAGGAGCGUUGUUGGUUGCUGAUGAAACAGGAAUACAAUCUGUAUUGCAAGCAGUGCAAGAACCUACUACUGCUGAUUCUGUGAAGAAUAUGUUACAAAAGACGAGUUUUUCAAAGAAGAUUAACUACGAUGCUAUCGAUGGGUUAUUUGGAAGGUAG